Messenger RNA from Symbiodinium necroappetens, 1431 nucleotides. NCBI's taxonomy places the organism in Eukaryota, Dinophyceae, Suessiales, Symbiodiniaceae. The record is from the annotation of a GenBank genome assembly.
GUGGGCGGCAUGUUCAUGGCUUUCCACACUUCUUGGAAGUUGUCGAUCCUUGCACUUACAAUUGUGCCUCCGAUCACCUACAGCUACCGUGCAUAUGCUAAGUGGGCCAGGAAAAUCACAAGAUCCAUCUAUUGCGCGUAUGGUGAGGCAAACAGCACUGCGACGGAUGCCAUUAGCAACAUCCGUACGGUGCGUGGCUUUUCAACCGAAGAGCACGAGGCCUUCAGAUACUCAGACAGCAUCAACACAGCCUUAGGCCACGGUGUGAGGAAUGCUUACGUUGGAGCCUCGGUGACCGCCUUCUCAACGUAUCUUAAUUUGGGCACGGCGGUGCUCAUUUUGUGGUAUGGUGGCCAGCUUGUUUGUGAUGAGAAAGGCGAAGUGAUGAGCAUUGGCUCUCUCAUCACCUUCCAGCUCUAUUGGAACAUGAUGAACAAUGCUUUCAUUGCUCUCGGGAAUGUCUUCAAUGACCUGAUUCGUUCCUCGUCAGCGGCGGAACGGGUGUUUUCAUUGAUCGAUGCCCGCCCCGAUGUCAAUCCCGAUGAUGGGGAGGAGGUCACUCGCGAUUGUGUGAAGGGCCACUUGCAGCUUCGUGGCAUUCAAUUUCGUUACAGGUCUCGUCCCGAGACUUUGGUUCUGAAAGGAAUUGACAUGGACAUGCCCCCUGGGACCACCACGGCUCUUGUCGGCAAGAGUGGAGGUGGAAAGAGUACCUUAGUUCAUUUACUCAUGAGAUUCUAUGAACCAACUGGUGGGGAAAUACGCCUGGAUGGCCGGAGUAUGACGACCCUGUCUUCCAAGAGCGUUCGUCGAUGUUGUGGGUUCGUUGCACAGGACACGCAGCUGUUCUCUUCCACCAUAGUUGAAAACCUUGCCUACGGAAUUGGCAGGGACUACACGCGUGAUGAAGUAGUUGAAGCUUGCCGAGCAGCCAAUGCGCAUGAGUUCAUUCUGGAAAUGGAAGAAGGUUAUGACACGCGCGUUGGCGAGAAAGGAAUCAUGCUAUCUGGUGGACAGAAGCAGCGUUUGGCAAUUGCACGAUGCUUCCUUCGCAAGCCUCGGAUGCUAUUCCUGGAUGAAGCAACAUCAGCUCUGGAUGCAGAGAACGAGGCAAUUGUGCAGGGUGCGCUCGAGACUUUGCUAUCUGAGCUGAACAGCACGGUUGUGCUGAUCGCUCACCGACUCAGCACGGUUAUCAAUGCAACGCAGAUCUGUGUUGUACACAAGGGAACGAUUGUGGAGCGUGGCAGUCACGAUGAGCUCGUAACCACCGGCGGAGUCUAUGCCCAGCUUGUCAGUCGUCAGCUUUCUCGUGAUGCAAGUGCUGUGAUGGAUUCCAAGAAGGAGAAAACAAAGCCUUCCUCGAAGGCGACUGAGAUCGAUGAUUUGAUCGAGGAGAUGGAGCAAGCAGGUGGCAAGUUGGGAGAGUGA